This is a messenger RNA of Eucalyptus grandis, 1636 nucleotides long. RefSeq names its product protein ECERIFERUM 2. Bases 49 to 1425 code for a protein of 458 amino acids. NCBI's taxonomy places the organism in Eukaryota, Viridiplantae, Streptophyta, Magnoliopsida, Myrtales, Myrtaceae. The record is from RefSeq and is a predicted model, not a curated record. Gene Ontology annotation, molecular function: acyltransferase activity, transferring groups other than amino-acyl groups. The transcript has 2 exons.
UUAAACACUUCCCUCUCUCUCUCUCUCUCUCUCUCUCUCUGCACAAAAAUGGUUGCAUCGGACGUGAAGAGCCUCGUGCACAAUGUGAAGUUGUCGUCGGUGGUGCCGGGUAAGGUGACACCCAACAACACAGUGCACGAGCUGACUAGCAUGGACCUGGCGAUGAAGCUCCACUACCUCAGGGGGCUCUACUUCUUCAGGAGCGACGCCGCCCAGGGGCUCACCAACUUCGACCUCAAGAAGCCCAUGGCCUACUGGCUGGAGCUCUACCCCACGGCAUCUGGCAGGAUCAGGUGGUCCGAGACUGAGAGGCCUGUCAUCAAGUGCAACGACAGCGGGAUCCGCAUCGUUGAGGCUCAGUGCGACAGGUCACUCGACGAGUGGUUGGCGGCUACCAAGGAGGAUGGUGGCUGGGAGCUCCAGGACUUGCUGGUCCAUUCUGAGGUUCUUGGCCCUGCACUUGGCUUCUCUCCCAUGAUUUAUGUUCAGUUCACUUGGUUCGCAUGCGGAGGAAUCUGUGUGGGUCUGAGCUGGGCUCAUGUCCUCGGAGAUGCAUUCGCAGCUUCGUCCUUCAUCAACGUGUGGGGCCAGAUGAUGGCGGGUCACGCGCCACCCAAGCCCCUCCACACACUGGUUCCGGAAAGGCCCGCCUACCCCGCUGAGUCAGGGCUCGGCACGGCGCCAUCCACCAUUAAAAGGGUCAACCCAGUUGGGGACUGUUGGUUAGUCGUCAAUAACUGUAAGUUGGCGACCUAUUCAAUUCACAUCACCAUGCAACAACUUGAUCACAUCAUGGGCAAAUACGGAUUGUUUGGUGAAUCUAAAACAUCACAUUUCGAACUGCUGUCCGCUUUGAUCUGGAAAUCCUUGUCGAAGAUAAGGGGAGACAACGGGCCGAAAGUUGUAACUGUGUGUGAGAAGAAUGUCCGUAGAGAACUAAAUCCGUUACCCUCAAAUGGCAUGGGUUUGAGCAGGGCUGAAGUGAAUUUCUUGGCAGCGGAAGCAGAAGUAUCCGAUCUUGCGAGACUGAUUGCCGAGGCCGUGAAUGAGAAUGGCUCGAUUGAAGAAAUGGUGGAGAAAGAUGACGGGAAGCUGGACUACAUUGCAUAUGGGGCAAAUUUGACAUUUGUGAAUUUAGAGGGUGCAGAUGUAUAUGGGCUAGAGUUGAAGGGCCGGAAGCCAAUUUUUGCAAAUUACACAAUAAGUGGGGUUGGAGAUGAAGGGGUGGUGUUGGUCCUUCCAGGACCAGGAAAUGGGAACGAGAAGGGUGGUGGGUUUGGAAGGACAGUGACAAUGGUCCUACCCCAUGCUCAAAUGGCACAGAUCAGGAAGGAGAUUAAUGAAACGUGGGGACUUUUGCCCUGCCCUACUGACAAGGCGACGGCUUCUGACAUAGAGACUUCCUCUGCUAGUAAGGACAAAUGAAGAAAUUCAUCAUAGCGCAUAAAAAUAUAUGUGGAUUUGUGUUUCCCAAAUAAAAUUAUGUUAAAAAGUCAAUAUUUAUUCUCGAUGUCCUUUAGAAAGCGAUCUUAAGGAACAUAUUCAUGUACUAGACUGUCUUAUAGUGGUAAUACAUCAUAUCGUGUGUGGCUCUAAUAUAAUUUUUGAGUCUAUCACUUGAUUAGCUAGCUUUCAA